AAUGUUCUCCUUGUGUCCUCUGCUAGCAUUACCACCAGCAUUGACAACAACACACACUCCAAAUGGGACAGAGAAGCCCAUUGAAUUUAAUGUGACCUUCACAAUCACCAACCUUGAGUUUACACAAAGUCUACAAGAUUCCAGUUCCUUGCUUUUCAGUUCUGCAUCAAAUAUUAUUUCUCACCAGCUCACUGCCCUGUUCACCAAGAGUAAAAUUAAUGAAACAUUUUUACAUUGCAAUGUUGUUUCCUUCAGUGUGGCAAAUGUUGCCAACACCAGCGUGUAUUCACUCUGCACGUUUAGAAAUGAUUCUACGCAGGAUGUUGACAGGGUCACUGUGUACCAUGAAUUCAGAGACAACACCAACAACAUCUCCACCUUAGGGGUCUACUCACUGGACAAUAACAGCCUCUACGUAAAUGGUAUGGACAUUUAA
This is a messenger RNA of Hemiscyllium ocellatum (epaulette shark), 436 nucleotides long. RefSeq names its product mucin-16-like. The record is from RefSeq and is a predicted model, not a curated record. NCBI's taxonomy places the organism in Eukaryota, Metazoa, Chordata, Chondrichthyes, Orectolobiformes, Hemiscylliidae. The transcript is spliced from 3 exons. Bases 2 to 436 code for a protein of 144 amino acids.